CUCAAAGCCAAACCUCCACUUUACGCUCCAGUACAGUAAACUUCAUAAACUCCCAUGAUUUAUCCAAAUACACAAUUCCUGUAAGCAUCAUCCUCCUCCUUCCUCCCAUAUAUACCCGAUAUACUUAUUACUAUAAACUCUUAUAAUGUUUUAGACAACCAUUAAUGAACUACACACCUUAUUAUAUGAUGAUGCAACAAUUGUAAUAAAUGUAGUAGCUGCAACAACUACCUCAAAUGGCAGCCAUGAGAAUUCCGAUGAUGCCUUAACAGUCCCAAAUGCAAACACUGCCCUAACCCGUUAUGCCACUCUAGAAUUAGCCGCAGAAUCCACCCCAACAAAAAAUCGAUCAUGACAUUGCUGUCUCUGUAAAAGGGACAAAGGUGAAACUAAAUCUCAAAAUGAUAAAAGAUCUGCCUCUGGAAGAGAACAGCAUCCUAGAUUACGAUGAAAUAUAAAAGUAAAGUGGCGAUCGCAAAUACAUAAAUUUUAAGAGAAAACGUAGAGUCAUAGAUCAGUAAGAAGCCCCCUUGAUGUAGACCAGAAGGAGGAGUGAGCAAUCAUAAUAUUUAGAAAUCCGAGAAUUGUUGAAGGUUGAUGACAGAGACAUGUCCUUAAUUUUAGAGGCUUAUCCUGAUACCAAAAUAUUACUAUAAGGAUUAAGGAAGGGAAACUUGAAAAAGGAAAUUGAAAAGUUAUUACUCAAAUGAAUUUGACUAUACUUUUGAUCAUUUCUUAA
Messenger RNA from Paramecium tetraurelia, 739 nucleotides. RefSeq lists its product as uncharacterized. The record is from RefSeq and is a predicted model, not a curated record. Lineage: Eukaryota; Ciliophora; Oligohymenophorea; Peniculida; Parameciidae. The transcript is spliced from 2 exons.